GUAUAACAAGAUAUUUCAAACAAAUGUAUCUUUGGAUCGAUUGGACCAGUCAGCUAAAUGGCGGUAGUUUGUAUACAUGUUAAGUGCCGCUGGAAAAUAACCUCUAAUGGAAAGAAUAAAACCGGUACAAAAUAUCUCCAAAUGUAUCAAAAUUAUUUGUCCAUCGCCGGAGGAACUCAGUGUAAUAACAAAUAAUAUAAAGUGCGAUAAAUGCGGACUUGUAUUUAAAAAUGAACCGCGAUAUCGGUUACACGAUCUUAAAGUGCAUCAACGUAAAAAAUUAGAUAAAACAAUAAAACAAGAAAAUAUAAGAUAUCAUUGUCCAGUAGAGUCUUGUAUUUAUGCCCCAAAAGCUGAAAGACAUUUUAGCAGUAUGAAAUACCUUAAACAGCAUUAUCUUAAGGUACAUGCGAAAAAAACGCAUGCAUGUACUCGUUGUGACAAAAGUUUUUCUACUGAAGCAGCAAAAGAAGGCCACAUGAGAGUAUGUGGGAUUGAAUUUGUAUGUUCUUGUUCAAAAACUUAUACUUCUUAUGAAGCCUUACUCACACAUGCAAAACGUACUUUACACACUAUAAAUGAUAAAUACAAAAAUUCUUUGAGACGCACAAAUUCUAAAACAAUGAGAUUGAUUUUACCAACUAAUCAAACAGAAAUGAAUAAACUAGUUACAAUAUUACCAAUAAAUCAAAAUGAAAAUAAAAUAUCUAAUCAUAAUAAUGAUUCCACACGAAAACUUACAUCAGAUAUUGGUAUACAAACUGAUGAACAUAAAAAGAAUAAAAGACUGUCAAGUCCAUUAAAGCAUAUUAACAAUGGUUACUACCACAAUGGAAAGCGUGGAAUAUCUAAACAAACUCAAACAAGUAUAUCUCAAAGAGUUAAACAAAAUGUAAUGUCUAUGGAGACACAAACAAUACAAGCUGCACAAGCAUUUAAGAAUUCUUUAAAGCUUCAAAAACAUGGAAAAAAUUCUGUAUCUCAAAGUUCUGAUUAUACAUUAUUAAAAGAAGACCUUAAUCUUGGCAAUUUUGCAACUUCAAAUUUAUUCCCUGGCAGUCCAUUACCACUUCGUCAUGAUGAUGGAUUACAAGAUUUUUGGGAAGAUAAAAGCACAUCAGGUACUCAAACAAUACCUGAAAAAGACAUGUUUGAAGUUCUAAAUGAUAAUGUUACACAAACUGAAUUCGAAACAUUUUAUGAUCAUAGUACAAAUCCAUUGAUACAAUGUACUCCAAAGAGUACAGUUGCUUUAAUGACUUUACCUUAUGUUGAAGAAACAUCAACUGUUGUUGAAGGAUAUUCCUUUGUAUCUUCAAAUAGCAUAUCACGAUCAGAUCCCAUGCUUACAGACAAAACUUUUGAUGAUAAGUUUAGUAGCAUAGAAACUCAGACGGAACAAGCUUAUUCACAAUCAUUUUUUGAUUCAGAUCCCCUAACUAGAUCAUUUGCUUUAAGUUCUAACAUUGAAACACAAACUACAAAUAAUCUUGAUAAUAUGGAACAACUAUUAUACAGUAAUACAUGCACGCAAACUUGUAAUGAAAUACUACCGACUGAUCUAGGAUUGUCUAAUAUCCAAACACAAACGCCUUGGUCUCAACUCGAGGAUACUACUGUUUCUGCCGAAACACAAACAAAAUCCUUAAUAUGUGAAACAGGUUGUAAUAUUUCAAUAGGCGCCUGUCGUUCCUGGUUGAGUACUCAAACUAGUCAUACUGAAACACAAACUGAUUUACUUAGUAUUUUUGAAGGUCUUCAGUAAUAAAAGUGUUCAUUUCUAUACAUAUGACGGUAUAACAAUUGAUAUUUAGGAAAAUUACUUUAAGUAUAAAGACAAAAUAAUUUGCAUUUGGUAUUGUAAAAUAAGACUAAUUUUUCGUAUUGUU
Messenger RNA from Eufriesea mexicana, 1889 nucleotides. It is a transcript of the gene Asciz, whose product is annotated as ASCIZ zinc finger protein. NCBI's taxonomy places the organism in Eukaryota, Metazoa, Arthropoda, Insecta, Hymenoptera, Apidae. The record is from RefSeq and is a predicted model, not a curated record. Gene Ontology annotation, molecular function: DNA-binding transcription factor activity, RNA polymerase II-specific; transcription cis-regulatory region binding. Gene Ontology annotation, biological process: positive regulation of transcription by RNA polymerase II. The transcript has 3 exons. Gene Ontology annotation, cellular component: nucleus. Bases 107 to 1765 code for a protein of 552 amino acids.